CCUGUGUCUCCCUCACUUUCUUCUGCCACACGAUCUAUUGUUUGCUCCCUCAUCGCAGUCCUUGGGUUGAUAUCCCUUCACCCUCAUUCGAUUCCCAUAAAGCGCAAAUUAGCCCCCAAUGACAACCUUUCGCCAUCCCGCCGCACCAGUAAAAGCGCGAUUAGAUCGCCCCAUUGUUUAUGAAGCAAUCAAGGAUCAUCAUUUACCCAGAAGAGGAGUCGAAAAACUGCGACAUAUCAGAGAAGUGGAUCGUGGCAAUGUGAACAAGCAUGUUUCAGCUGCUAAAGAUACAGGCAAGACCGUACAUGCCGCACCUAAAAGGAAUGUUGGAGCUUUUAUGAACUACCGUCGCAAUCCACAACCAUCGGGAUCUCCUAAGCUUCUACGUGUCAUGGAAGGAUCAUGUCCUUACAGGCAAGAAACCAAGCCUAUCGUACAGCUCGGAAGUGGCACUUCAUUGGUGAGCAAUAAGAAGAACCACAAGGGGCUCAGUGUAAGCAGAAAGGCAAGGCUAUACAUCCGUUCAUUGAGCCAUAAGAUCGCAAGAGUGCGAUGGAUGAAGGUGGAGUUUGAGGACUUGCUCCUCCUCAUUUCAUACUCGAUGUUUGCUGCUUCUGGCAUCCUUGCCCUUGUUGCUAUUUCCAUGUUUUUCUAUGAUGCUCAGAUAUCUUUGAAAUCAAGGAUCUAAAGCUUUAGUCAGCUGUUGUUUAUUGUGUACUUGUGUGUUCAUUACCAUUCUUUCAAAUAAAGGAUAUUAUAUCUCAUA
Messenger RNA from Guillardia theta CCMP2712, 766 nucleotides. RefSeq lists its product as hypothetical. Lineage: Eukaryota; Cryptophyceae; Pyrenomonadales; Geminigeraceae. The record is from RefSeq and is a predicted model, not a curated record. Bases 119 to 688 code for a protein of 189 amino acids. The transcript has a single exon.